UAACCAAAACUUAAGGACAAAAGCGCGGGCUAUCGCAGUCUUAAACCCCUAGGGUUUCUUUCACGAGCGAUCGAAGCUUCAAGCUCGCUCCAAUGGCGUCCGUCGACGCCUCACUAUGGUGGGAUCCCUUCACAGACUUACUCACAGAUCUCGAAAACCUUUCUCCUUCAUCUGAACUCCCAAUUUCUCUGGCGAAUAAGUUGAAGGAAAACCACUUGUGGUUGUUGAACUCUGUCUCCUUGUUCAAGCCUCCUAGUCAGAAAUCGAAAGAGGCGUUGGAUUCUCAACAGGUUCAAAUAGGCUCACACCGGUUAACUGUACAGACGAAGUUUAAAGAAUUGGCACUGAAGAUUAGUUCCUCAUUGUGUUUGGAUGAGGUGCAAUCUUAUAUACUGGUUGAGAGAUCAUGUGAACAUGACACAUCUGAUAUUGUAGCUCUUGAGCCACUUCAUCUGAAGGUUAUGAUUCAGUAUUACAUUGAGCGACAAUGCGUGUUGAAGUGCACCCGCCAUCUUCUCAUGCUAUCUUUGUAUGUUGAAGAUGGCUCAAAAGCAGAUUCUUCUGUGAGGGAGAUGGUGCUGAAGUUGAUAUCUGAUGGGUUGGAAAGCAGAUUAUUGUCUGUUAUCGAGAGUUUAUUGUCUGCCACUUAUCCUGAAAGCAUGGAGGUGGAUUUUUUCACUUUAUGGGCUGAAGAGAUGCUGAUUGAAGACAAUUUGAUCUUAGAUAUUCUUUUUAUUGCUUAUUAUGAAUCGUUCUGUACAUGUGAUGGUAAACAAUGGAAGAAUUUAUGUUUACUUUAUGAGAGGAUGAUAUCUGGAUCUUGUAAUUUUGGCAAACUGGCCAUAUCAACUGAAGCUGUGAAAUCUGUAUAUCAUGCUAGAGUACAAUUGCUGCUUAUUCUAAUAGAAACUCUUUACCUUGAAAAUAUUCUUCAAAUGGUCCAUGAUGAGACUCCUUUCAGUCAGGGAAAUAUUUCUUUUGCCUUGAGUGAUAUUCAAGAGGUGGAUGCGAUUAUUUCUAGUCUUGAUCCAUUUGAGACUAAAGAAGCAGGCCCAUUAAUUUUAGCCUGGGCGGUGUUUCUAUGUCUUAUUUCAUCUCUUCCAGAAAAACCAGAAUAUAACAUGAUUACGCAGGAAACCGAUCACGUGGGUUAUGUUCGUCAAGCCAUCAGAGCUGCAUCACUAAAUUAUUUUGAUGAAAUUCUUCAAAGUGAUCUUUUGAAGGAUUCAGAGGGUCCUAUUGCUAGUUCUCGUAGUGUUUUGAGGACUUUCUUCUCUGCUUUCAUAGCAUCCUAUGAGAUCAGCCUUCAGUUAGAGGAUAAUAAUCUCAAACUGAUAUUGAAUAUCCUUGGAGAAAUCUACCGAGGAGAGGAGUCACUUUGUGUUCAGUUCUGGGACAGAGACAGCUUCAUAGACGGUCCUAUUCGUUGCCUGCUUUAUAACUUAGAAGGUGAAUUCCCUUUUAGGACCGUGGAACUUAUUAGCUUAUUGUCAGCUCUCUCUGAAGGAGCGUGGCCUGCAGAAUGCGUGUAUAAUUUUCUUGAUAAAUCUGUUGGGUUGUCUACUUUGGUUGAGCUAAGAGGCAACUUUGGGGUUGAUAAUAAUUCAAGAAUCAUUGAGACUCGAUUGCCACUUUGUGUUCCUGGAUUUGAAGGCCUCGAGAUACCAAGGGAUACGCGGGGUCGUGUGUUGAAGUUCAUUGAUGAUAACACUGCCCUUGUGCGGUGGGAGUAUAAUCAAUCUGGAGUGCUUGUGCUUCUUUUGCGUGUGGCGCAAGAAAUGUAUCCAGAUGGUUCUGAGGAAGUCCUUGUUAUUCUUGAUUUGAUUAGCCGACUUGUCACAUUUAACAAGGCUGUGUGUCAUUCUCUGCUGAGUAUUGGUGAUACAAUUCAUGACAGAGACAUAAGGUUAAAUGUGGCUGAGAUCAUAUGCACCUUGAUCAAGAAUCUUUCUCCUACCGUUAGUGGAGCAUUAAUGAUGUCAAGUGGUGUUAACAUUCUGGCAAUGAUGUUAAAUUGCUCCCCAUCUCAUGUUACUCCAACUAUUCUGAAGACCAAUAUUUUUGAUGUUUCUAUAAGGAUGAAUUCUUUUAACGAUGGCCCUGAUGGAUUAUCAAGUGGCUCCUGGUUGCUUUCUGGAAGACUUGCUAAAUUACUAGUUGUCGACUGUGAGCAUAACGACAGUUCGUGCCCACUUGCAGUAUCAGUGUUGGAGCUCACCUUUCAGCUUUUGCAAAAGGGGAUAGAAAAUGACUUCCUCCUGGCUCUUACUGUUUUCUCGAUUCAGUAUGUUCUUAUAAAUCAUGAAUAUUGGAAAUACAAAGUGAGACAUUCUCGUUGGAAGGUGACAUUGAAGGUGCUUGACGUUUUGAAGACAUGCAUUGUGUCAAUCUCACACUCCCCAAAAAUGGGAGAGAUUAUUCGUGACUUAUUGCUCUCCGAUUCUUCAGUUCACAAUGCUCUUUUUCGCAUCGUUUGUAUAACAACACCAACUUUAGAGAAUCUUUAUGUCAGCCGCCUGUAUGAUCUAGCAGAAAUUGAAGGUUUGCAGCUAGCAAUUUGCUCUGUAUUGGAUAUUUUCUGCAUGCUUUCUGAUCUUUUUAAGGAUACUUUGCCUGGCUAUCAAGUGUUUCAUCAAGCAGUGUUGUCACCUACAACCAAACCAAUUCCAGUGAUUACAGCUAUCGUCUCUCUUAUAUCAUUCUUUCGAAAUCCUAAGAUCCAAUUGGGUGCUGUGAGCGCUCUCUCUACGUUACUCUUGACUGCUGAAGAUUUACAGCCGUACAUGUCUGGAAAUGCAUGUUUUGGUCUGGAUGACAAACAGAUUGCAGAUUUUAGAAAUUCUAGCAUUACGAUAAUCAGCGACCGAUCUUUUUCACAUGAAGAUCUCAUCGUCAAUACGUUUAAGAUGCUUGCUUCAGCAGCCUAUUACCAGCCUGCUCUUCUUGUAGCACUAAUUGACUUAAAGGAUAGUACAACUGACGAUAAGUUUGACUCUGUGGGACCAAAUAGAGAAGAUCUACUUGAUGCUCUUUGUUUGUAUGUUGAAAAAUCCGGUGAGAUGAUAAAAAGUCAUCCCAAAAUAUUGCUGAAUUUUUUGGAUUUGUUGAUGGCAUUGUGGCAAGGAGCUCCCCAAUUCAUUAAUAUUCUGGCCCGUUUGAAGAAGUCUGGAGUUUUUUUAAAGCAGUUGUCAAGCUGUAUCUCACCGGAAGAUCAUCAUCUUUUAAGUUCAGACUCUUUAAUCGCAUCGUACAGAUAUCAGUGCCAGUCUGACAUUUUGCAAAUCAUGUCUCUUGAGAUGUUUUUGCAGAACAAGUUAUUACAUGCCGAAAAUAUCAGAAAAGAUAUUGUUGGGAAAGCUAGUAAUGGUGAGAAAACAGAAAAUGGUUCAAGAGACAUAUUAUCUAGCUGGUGCAAGAACUCAGUCCUGAAUAACCUCGUUAAGUCAUAUGCUUCGUGUGAAUAUGACAAUGACAAGUAUCUUAAAGGACAGAUUUCUGCAGCUCUAUUCUCUGUUCAAGUUUUUUCAAAGUUAAGAAAUGGUCACACUGGGAGUUUGUCUGUAUCAUUAGUUGAAAAAAUAAGCAUUUUGGGAAAAAAGUUACUUGAUCUACCUGCAUUUUCUGAGUUGGUAACUCAAUAUGGACAGCAAGGUUAUAGUGAAGGAAAGGAGCCAAAGAGUUUAAUAUUAAGUGACCUGUAUUACCACAUACAAGGAGAAUAUGAAGGUCGUAAGCUAGAACAUCAGUUAUUCAAAGCGCUGUUCCAAUUUCUUUUAGAAUCCAAGUUGUUGGAAAGUUACAAAACUAAGGAUGGUUCUAACUUGUCGAUUCAUGCUAAGGAUGUCUUGUUAUUCGACUGCGCCCGUCUAGAAAAGGAUUUGGGAAUCGAGUUAUGGGAUGUUUUGGAAUUUAAAGACGUGAAAGCAGUUGCGCAAACAAUGUUGACUCAUAUGAAAGAAGUUAAUUCUAUGUUGCUGCUCAGCAAUUGCAAACUUUCUGCUUUGAAGGCAUUGACAACUAUGUUGCCUCUGUAUGAUGAAGAUGUUACUAUUGGUGGAAGACUUUCUGAGCAACUAAUCGGUUCUUGCAUCCAACUUAUAUGUCGGUCUGUUGACAAAGCCACAGAAUCAUCGGUCCUUGAUUUUCUUGCAGCUCAAGUAGAAUUACUUCACAAUUUCAUCAGAUUUGUGAAGAAAAUGUCGUUAUCUUCUUCAAUACUUGUUAUAAAAACAGUAGGUUCCAGUUUAAAAACAUUAAAAGACUUGAAGAAUCCAUCGUCUGUCGAUCUUAAAUCGACAAUCAAGCUUUUACUUACCCUACUUCUCUCUACCGUUGGAUCGAUCAACAAUGAAUCCGAGGUGUCAGAUGUGUAUGUGAGGCUUCUACCAAUUCUCUGCACCUUCAGUGAACCAAAUGACUAUUGUACCCUUUCAUUGGCUACAAUCGAUAUACUUCUGAAACGUAUCCAGACACCUUCUAUAUGGUUCCCCAUCAUCCAGAACCAUCUACACGUACAGACUAUCGUUAAAAAGCUUCAUGAUAAAACCUAUCUACCUUCGGUUCCCGUGAUACUAAAAUUCUUUUUGACGUUUGCACUCGUGAAAGAAGGUGCAGAGAUACUCGCUAACUCCGGAUUCUUUACAUCUUUACGAAAUUUACUAGAAAACGGAAACGAGUCUGAAACCGCUCAAAUUGAAAAUCCUGAGCGUGUAUGGGGUCUCGGGUCGGCUGUGGUGUCGAUGAUUAUCUACUCAUUGAAGGACACCGAUAUGGUGGAUUAUGUCAUUUCUUGUUUUAUGUUGGAGAAAUCAGAUUUAAUUUCUUAUUGUUUGACUACACCAAACUUCCCGCCUGAUGUCAGCGACAGAAAAAAGAGAGCCCGUGCUCCGCGAAAACAACCGAGUUUGAGCGCUCUUAACGAAACGCAGCAUACCCUUGUGCUAUUGUGUGUACUAGCCAAACAUCACAACCUAUGGAGUAAAACCAUGAAAGAAACGGACCCACAGUUACGUGAAAUGAGUAUCCGUUUGCUAUCUUUCAUUAGUAGGGGCAGACAUCUUGCAGAAAACAGUCCAUUACUUUGUCAUCCUACUCUUAAAGAAGAGCUCGAAUGGCACAAGAAACCGUCUUUUAUAAACAGCAAAAGCGGUUGGUUUUCUUUUUCUUCCGCUUUAACAUUAUCAUCAUCAACUGCACUUGUGGUAGUUAAGGACACGUCGGCUGGAAACAUUGAUGUUCCUCAUCAAACAAUGUUCUCAGACAUGGCUGCAAUUGAGGUUUACAAAAUUGCAUUUCAUCUUUUGAGUUUUUUGUGCUUGCAAGCUGCUGCAGCUGCUAAAAGAGCCGAGGAUUUAGGGUUUGUUGAUGUUGCCCAUUUUCCCGAUCUGCCCAUGCCUGAUAUCCUACAUGGCUUGCAGGAUCAAGGAAUCGGUGUCGUUAGGGAGUUAUGCGAAGCCAACAGAAUGACUUCAGAAAUAAAGGGUGUCUGCGUCUUACUUUUACAAAUAAUUGAAAAAAGUUUGUACUUGGAAUUCUGCGUUUCACAAGUUUGCGGUAUAAGACCUGUGAUGGGACGGAUCGAAGAUUUUUCGAAGGAAAUCAAAUUAUUGUUUGCAGCAACUACAGGGCAUGCCUUUCUUGAAGAAACAGUGAAGUCCUUGAAACAAAUAACAUUGUAUGUUUACCCGGGAUUGUUACAGACAGAAGGGUGCUUGUGAUCUAACUUGGUGUUUCGUUUCUCUUGAUUCGAGGAUUAAUGAUCAAUCCGAAACAAACUUUUGUAGGCUUUUCUGAUGGUCUAUUUUAAGGAUAUUUUCAUAGAUAUUAUAAUAGUUGAUAAUCUGGUUUGGGUAGUAGUGCAUGAGAAUCGGAUUCUAUGGCGUUUGGAGUCGUCAAAGGAGAUGUGCCUUUUUGUGAAUGGUGGAUAUGUAAAGUGUAAUGAUGCUUUUUCCAUGUUUUACUUUUUUUUGAACGACUAUAUAUAAAUAUAGCGGGCUUUUCCAUGUUUUA
Molecule: messenger RNA, 6009 nt
Organism: Helianthus annuus (common sunflower)
Lineage: Eukaryota; Viridiplantae; Streptophyta; Magnoliopsida; Asterales; Asteraceae
Exons: 32
Coding region: 93-5717 (1874 amino acids)
Biological process (GO): protein import into nucleus; RNA export from nucleus
Cellular component (GO): nuclear pore inner ring
Molecular function (GO): structural constituent of nuclear pore
Source: RefSeq, a predicted model, not a curated record